GAAGCAUGAACUGGCAGCGGAGGUGCUGCUCCCCGCCGCCGCCUCCCCGCCGGUGAGAGCGAGGAGGGAGGGAAGAUGGGGGCCGUCCUGCGCAGCCUACUCGCCUGCAGUUUUUGUUCCCUGAUGCGAGCCGCCCCGCUGCUGCUGUACGCGAACCGCCGGGACCUGCGGCUGGUGGACGCCGCCCACGGCAAGGAGAACGCCACGGUGAUCGUGGGGGGCCUGGAGGACGCGGCCGCCGUGGACUUCGUGUUCCUCAAGGGCUUGAUUUACUGGAGCGAUGUGAGCGAGGAAGCCAUCAAACGGACGGAGUUCAAUCAAUCCGGGAGCGUACAGAACGUGGUCGUUUCUGGACUUCUGUCGCCCGACGGGCUGGCCUGCGACUGGCUGGGGGAGAAGUUGUACUGGACGGAUUCGGAAACAAAUCGCAUCGAGGUUUCUAACUUAGAUGGGUCGCUGAGGAAAGUUUUGUUUUGGCAAGAGUUGGAUCAACCCAGAGCGAUCGCCUUAGAUCCUGCGAGAGGGUUCAUGUACUGGACAGACUGGGGAGAAGUGCCAAAGAUAGAACGAGCUGGGAUGGAUGGUUCGAGCCGCUCCGUUAUCGUUAACACGGACAUAUAUUGGCCAAAUGGACUGACGCUGGAUUACGAGGAACAGAAACUCUAUUGGGCAGAUGCAAAACUGAAUUUCAUCCACAAAUCCAAUCUGGAUGGAAGUCAUAGGCAGGCAGUGGUUAAAGGCUCCCUUCCACAUCCCUUUGCUUUGACACUGUUUGGGGACACGUUGUACUGGACUGACUGGAACACGCAUUCGAUCUUGGCCUGCAGCAAGUACUCCGGGGAGAACCUGCGUGAAAUACAUUCCAACAUCUUCUCUCCCAUGGAUAUCCAUGCCUUCAGCCAGAAGAGGCAGCCAAAUGCUACAAACCCAUGUGGAAUUAAUAAUGGUGGCUGCUCCCACUUGUGUUUGAUGUCUCCUACCAAGCCCUCUUAUCAGUGUGCAUGUCCCACUGGUGUGAAACUUCUCGAGAAUGGAAAGACCUGCAAAGAUGGUGCCACUGCGCUGCUGCUCCUGGCCCGCCGCACGGACCUGAGGCGCAUUUCCUUGGACACCCCCGAUUUCACGGACAUCGUGCUGCCGCUGGAGGACAUCCGCCACGCCAUCGCCAUCGACUUCGAUCCUCUGGAGGGCUACAUCUACUGGACGGACGACGAAGUGAGGGCCAUCCGCCGCGCCUUCCUCGACGGCUCGGGCGGCCAGUUCGUGGUCACCGCGCAGAUCGCGCACCCCGACGGCAUCGCCGUGGACUGGGUGGCCCGCAACCUCUACUGGACCGACACCGGCACGGACCGCAUCGAAGUCACCAGGCUGAACGGGACCAUGAGGAAAAUCUUGAUAUCCGAAGACCUGGAAGAGCCCAGAGCUAUUGUGCUGGAUCCCAUGGUCGGUUAUAUGUACUGGACUGACUGGGGAGAAAUCCCGAAGAUUGAGAGGGCAGCAUUGGAUGGCUCAGACAGAAUUGUGCUGGUGAACACCUCGCUCGGCUGGCCAAAUGGCUUGGCACUGGAUUAUGCAGAAAGCAAAAUAUACUGGGGAGAUGCCAAGACAGACAAAAUAGAGGUCAUGAAUGCUGAUGGAACUGGUAGGAGAGUGCUGGUGGAGGACAAGCUGCCUCAUAUAUUUGGAUUCACUCUGUUGGGAGACUACAUUUACUGGACAGACUGGCAAAGGCGCAGCAUUGAGCGUGUGCACAAGUGCACGGCAGAGAGAGAGAUCAUCAUCGAUCAGCUGCCCGACCUGAUGGGCCUGAAAGCCACCAACGUCCACCAGAUCACCGGUACAAACCCCUGCGCAGAGGACAACGGCGGCUGCAGCCACCUGUGCCUGUACCGACCGCAAGGGCUGCGCUGCGCCUGCCCCAUCGGCCUGGAGCUCAUCAGCGACAUGAAGACCUGCAUCGUGCCAGAAGCUUUCCUGCUCUUUUCCAGGAGAGCAGACAUCAGGCGCAUCUCUCUAGAAACCAACAAUAACAACGUCGCUAUUCCGCUCACCGGCGUCAAGGAAGCUUCCGCUCUGGAUUUUGAUGUGACGGACAAUCGCAUUUACUGGACUGACAUUUCACUGAAGACCAUCAGCAGAGCGUUUAUGAACGGCAGCGCGCUGGAACACGUCGUGGAGUUCGGCUUGGAUUAUCCCGAGGGCAUGGCUGUGGACUGGCUGGGGAAGAACCUGUACUGGGCUGACACGGGCACCAACCGGAUCGAGGUGUCCAAGCUGGACGGGCAGCACCGCCAGGUGCUCGUGUGGAAAGAUCUCGACAGUCCCCGGGCACUGGCACUGGACCCUGCCGAGGGGUUCAUGUACUGGACUGAGUGGGGCGGCAAACCAAAGAUUGACAGAGCUGCUAUGGAUGGCAGUGAGAGGACCACGCUGGUCCCAAACGUGGGCCGUGCCAACGGCCUGACCAUUGACUACGCCAAGAGGCGCCUGUACUGGACCGACCUGGACACCAACCUGAUAGAAUCCUCCAACAUGUUAGGCCUUGACCGUGAGACCAUAGCUGACGAUUUGCCUCACCCCUUUGGCCUGACCCAGUACCAGGAUUACAUUUACUGGACAGACUGGAGCCGGCGCAGCAUCGAGCGGGCCAACAAGACCAGCGGGCAGAACCGAACCAUCAUCCAGGGCCACCUGGAUUACGUCAUGGACAUCCUGGUCUUCCACUCCUCCAGGCAGGCAGGCUGGAACGAGUGUGCCUCCAGCAACGGGCACUGCUCUCACCUGUGCCUGGCGGUCCCCGUGGGAGGGUUUGUCUGCGGCUGCCCAGCUCACUACUCCCUGAACUCCGACAACAGGACCUGCAGCGCUCCUACCACCUUCCUGUUGUUCAGCCAGAAGAACGCCAUUAACCGCAUGGUGAUAGACGAGCAGCAGAGCCCGGACAUCAUCCUGCCCAUCCACAGCCUCCGCAACGUCCGCGCCAUCGAUUACGACCCCCUGGAGAAGCAGCUGUACUGGAUCGACUCACGGCAGAAUGUCAUCAGGAAGGCACAGGAGGAUGGCAGCCAGAGCCUCACUGUUGUGACAAGCCCGGUUCCCAAUCAGAACCUGGAUAUGCAGCCCUACGACCUGAGCAUUGACAUCUACAGCCGCUACAUCUACUGGACCUGUGAGGCCACCAACGUCAUCAACGUGACUCGCCUGGACGGGAGACCCAUGGGAGUGGUGCUCAAGGGGGAUCAGGAUCGGCCCAGAGCCAUCGUGGUGAACCCAGAGAAAGGAUACAUGUAUUUCACCAACCUCCAGGAGAGAUCUCCUAAAAUUGAGAGAGCAGCAUUGGAUGGAACCGAGCGAGAAGUCCUUUUUUUCAGUGGCUUGAGCAAGCCCAUCGCCUUAGCUAUUGACAGCCAGCUGGGCAAGUUGUUCUGGGCUGACUCAGAUCUGCGCAGAAUUGAGAGCAGUGACCUUUCAGGUGCUAACCGGAUCGUUUUGGAGGACUCCAAUAUCUUGCAGCCCGUGGGGCUAACAGUGUUUGAGAACUGGCUCUACUGGAUCGACAGGCAGCAGCAGAUGAUUGAGAAGAUUGACAUGACGGGCCGAGAAGGACGUACAAAGGUCCAGGCUCGUAUUGCGCAGCUCAGUGACAUCCACGCUGUGAAGGAGCUCAACCUGCAGGAAUACAGACAGCAUCCUUGCUCUCAAGAUAACGGUGGCUGCUCCCACAUUUGCAUUGUGAAGGGGGACGGCACCACGCGCUGCUCUUGCCCCGUGCACCUGGUGCUGCUGCAGGAUGAGCUGUCCUGUGGAGAGCCACCAACAUGCUCCCCUCAGCAGUUCACCUGUUUCACAGGUGAGAUUGACUGCAUCCCGGUGGCGUGGCGCUGCGACGGGUUCACGGAGUGCGAGGACCACAGCGACGAGAAGAACUGCCCCGUGUGCUCUGACAGCCAGUUCCAGUGCGAGAGCGGGCAGUGCAUCGACGGCGCCCUGCGCUGCAACGGGGAAGCCAAUUGCCAGGACAACUCGGACGAGAAGAACUGCGAAGUGCUGUGUUUAACGGAUCAGUUCCGCUGUGCCAGUGGGCAGUGCAUUGGGAAAAGCAAGAAGUGUGAUCACAACCUGGACUGCAGUGACAGCUCUGAUGAGCAAGGAUGCUACACAACGGAGGAACCUGCACCACAGCCCAACAACACCAUAGGCUCCAUCAUUGGUGUGAUCCUGACGGUCUUUGUGGUGGGAGCAAUGUACUUCAUCUGCCAGAGGGUGCUGUGCCCACGCAUGAAGGGCGAUGGGGAAACCAUGACCAACGACUACGUGGUGCACGGGCCGGCCUCGGUGCCUCUGGGCUACGUGCCCCACCCAAGCUCUCUGUCGGGGUCUCUCCCUGGUAUGUCUCGAGGUAAAUCUGUCAUCAGCUCCCUCAGCAUCAUGGGAGGGAGCAGUGGCCCACCCUAUGACAGGGCCCACGUUACAGGAGCUUCCUCCAGCAGUUCUUCAAGUACCAAAGGCACUUACUUUCCUCCAAUUUUGAACCCACCACCAUCACCAGCUACUGAGCGUUCACACUAUACCAUGGAAUUUGGUUAUUCUUCAAACAGCCCAUCCACUCACAGAUCCUACAGCUACCGGCCCUACAGCUACCGGCACUUCGCGCCGCCCACCACGCCCUGCAGCACGGACGUGUGCGACAGCGACUACGCGCCCAGCCGCCGCGUCCCCGCGGCCGCCAAGGGCUACACCAGCGACCUCAACUACGACUCGGAGCCGGUGCCGCCGCCGCCCACGCCGCGCAGCCAGUACCUGUCGGCCGAGGAGAACUGCGAGAGCUGCCCGCCGUCCCCUUACACCGAGCGCAGCUACUCCCACCACCUGUACCCACCGCCGCCGUCCCCCUGCACCGACUCCUCCUGAGGGGCAGCCCCCCGCCCCGCGCCCGCCGCUCGGCGCUGUAAAUACGGAAGGUUCCGCUGGGGACGGGGGGGAGGGAGCCGAGCAUGGGGGAGGAGGAGGAGCG
This is a messenger RNA of Hirundo rustica (Barn swallow), 5014 nucleotides long. It is a transcript of the gene LRP6, whose product is annotated as LDL receptor related protein 6. Lineage: Eukaryota; Metazoa; Chordata; Aves; Passeriformes; Hirundinidae. Gene Ontology annotation, biological process: chemical synaptic transmission; receptor-mediated endocytosis involved in cholesterol transport; canonical Wnt signaling pathway. Bases 76 to 4911 code for a protein of 1611 amino acids. The record is from RefSeq and is a predicted model, not a curated record. The transcript is spliced from 23 exons. Gene Ontology annotation, molecular function: Wnt receptor activity; Wnt-protein binding.